Molecule: messenger RNA, 1265 nt
Organism: Dendronephthya gigantea
Lineage: Eukaryota; Metazoa; Cnidaria; Anthozoa; Malacalcyonacea; Nephtheidae
Exons: 6
Coding region: 131-973 (280 amino acids)
Source: RefSeq, a predicted model, not a curated record
UUUACUCUGGGCUGAGAUGCAACCAGGAGUAUAUAAGGCGCAAUCUUUUCAACUGGUUUCAUACUCGACCUGUCGAAGUCUCGAAGAGGGUUAAACUUAUAUUCUACCAGAAAAUUUGGUUCAAGAAAAGAUGAAGCUCACUGUAACUUGCUUAUUCUCCAUUAUUCUUUGUUUGGCAGCUGGAUUUAGUUCGGCACAAUGGAACAGCAGAAAUUACAACUACCGAGUGGGGAGAAAUACCAAUCUCAAUUAUAACGGCCUUAAUCAUCGAAGCAACAAUGGACGACACAACACAAACCUCAACUACAGACAAGUGAACUACAAUUAUCGUGGUAAUCGGUGGAACACCAAUGUGAAUCAUAACUUCCCAUCCAGGCAAACAAAUUUGAACGCCAACUAUCGUCGAAACCACAACUUCCAAGUCGGUCACAACUGGCAAAAUAGGCAAACUAACCUUGGCUAUACGUGGAAAUUUGGAAAACGUCGUCGCAGUAUUGAUUUGCAGGAUGAACUACUGGAGUCUUUGAAGAUUGAAAGAGAACCCAGCGUUUAUCUAAAGAAUCUUCAACUGGCUAUCAAGACCUUGGUCAAAAGAUAUCAAUACGAAUGUCCCUACAUAGAAAAUCUCGCAAUCUCUGUCCCGAACGAUCAUGUUACGAAUGUAACAGCUGCAAGAGAGACAAUCUGUGUUGUGAUGAAACUUCAGAGUUUCUUUCCCAACAGUUUGGGACAUUUUAUUUUGAAAAUGAUCGAGUAUCACAAUCGCAGCUUUGAAGUUGAAGAAUUCUUCAGUGUUGACUCUGAAGAUGAAACUGAAUCUGAGAGUGACUACGUUUGCGAGCUUCCCGCAGAAUCUUCAGAAUCUCCAGUAUGCCGAGAGGUAAUUGACGGCGCUAGACUGCUGGAUCUGAAGAAAUUUACCACCACUCUCAUUACGCUCGCCAUGGAAUAUCAGCAACUAUUGGAAGCAUAAUUUACUAUUACGAACGAUAAUAUGUGUGUAAACAAAAUUAACAAAUGUCAUAAAACACUGUGCAAAGUCACAAUAAAAUUUUUGGUCAGGUUUGAAAGAUCGUCACGAGUAUUAACAAAUCCUGUUACCCAUUAUUAUUACGGCUCCAAGAUAUUUUUGAACGAAAAUACCAGCAUCGCUCUAUAUGUAUCUGCAUAGUCUGAUCAUUGGGUCUGAUAAAUGCAUGACGUCGUAUAUGGAUAAAAUGCUCUUUAGAAAUAAAUUUCUGAGCCUCUCGGAAUGGAGCAAGUUG